UGCUCCUCAAGGCCGCCACAGCCGCUCGCCCAGCUCCUUCCUCCUCGCCCUGCGCGCCGCAUAAGCCCGAAGAUGGCGGCUCACCAUCUCCUCAGCCGGUUGCACCGCUGCCUCUUGCCCGCCGCUUCCCGAUGGGGGUCCGGCCAUAGGACGGCGCCGCUCGCUCUCGGGGCGCAAGCGAAGACUUGUGGUUGCUAUUUUUCAACCAGUUCCUGUCACAAUACCCAAUUUUAUACUGAUCCAAUAGAAGCAGUAAAAGAUAUACCCAAUGGGUCCACUCUCCUUGUUGGUGGUUUUGGGCUCUGUGGAAUUCCGGAGAACCUCAUAGGAGCUUUGUUGAAGACUGGUGUAAAAGGAAUAACCGCUGUCAGUAACAAUGCAGGAGUAGACAACUUUGGGCUCGGACUUCUGCUUCAGAGCAAACAGAUCAAGCGUAUGGUGUCCUCCUAUGUUGGAGAAAAUGCAGAAUUUGAGCGGCAGUAUUUAUGUGGCGAACUGGAAGUUGAGCUUACCCCACAGGGUACCCUUGCUGAGCGGAUCCGAGCAGGAGGAGCUGGCAUCCCGGCUUUCUUCACCAGUACUGGGUAUGGGACCUUGGUGCAGGAAGGAGGGUCUCCAAUCAAAUACAACAAAGACGGCACUAUUGCCCUGGCUAGUGACCCGAGAGAGGUGAGGGAAUUUGAAGGUCGGCAUUACAUUAUGGAGAAAUCAAUUACAGGAGAUUUUGCAUUAGUAAAGGCAUGGAAGUCUGAUCGUGCUGGAAAUAUUAUCUUCAGGAAAACUGCGAGAAAUUUCAAUCAGCCUAUGUGUAAAGCUGCCAGAACAACAGUGGUAGAGGUAGAAGAAAUUGUUGAUGUAGGGUCAUUUUCCCCGGAAGAUAUCCAUGUCCCCAAAAUCUACGUCCAUCGUCUCAUCAAAGGGGACAAGUAUGAAAAAAGAAUUGAGAGAUUAUCACUUCGCAAAGCUGAGGACUCCCAGAGCAAACAGAAGAAAAGCGGUGAUAAUGUAAGAGAAAGGAUUAUCCGGCGGGCAGCUCUUGAAUUUGAAGAUGGCAUGUAUGCUAAUUUGGGUAUCGGCAUUCCUCUACUUGCCAGCAACUUCAUCAGUCCGGAUAUAACUGUGCAUCUGCAGAGUGAAAAUGGCAUCCUUGGUUUGGGACCCUAUCCAUCUGAAAAUGAAGUUGACCCUGAUCUCAUCAAUGCAGGUAAAGAAACAGUCACUGCACUGCCAGGUGCUUCGUACUUCUCUAGUGAUGAAUCUUUUGCAAUGAUUCGAGGGGGACAUGUUGAUCUAACUAUGCUUGGGGCAAUGCAGGUAUCUAAAUAUGGUGAUUUAGCCAACUGGAUGAUUCCUGGAAAGAUGGUGAAAGGAAUGGGUGGUGCCAUGGAUUUGGUGUCUAGCUCAAGAACUAAGGUAGUAGUGACUAUGGAGCACUCAGCAAAGGGCAAUGUCCACAAAAUACUGGAAAAGUGCACUUUGCCGAUUACUGGUAAACAGUGUGUGGAUCGCAUCAUAACAGAAAAGGCUGUUUUUGAUGUCAAUAAGAAAAAAGGACUGACGCUGAUCGAAAUCUGGGAAGGCAUGUCUGUAGAUGAGAUUAAAAAAUGCACGGGUGCUGACUUUACUGUUUCGCCAAACCUCAUGCCAAUGAAGCAGAUUUGAAACUGAAAUGUAGACUGGUCCUUUCUUCCAUACUUCCAGGGAAGGGGAAUCAAAUGUCUGUUUUUGCAUUUAUGCAUUAUCCAGAGGUCUUUGUAAAGUUUCUAUUUAAGUAGUUAGCAUCAAGCUGACUUGUGAACAUUUAUUUGUAUGCAGCAGUACAGUACAGUUUCCAAAUUUAAAAUUUCAUUAGAUAUUUUUAAUUACAGUAUUGCAGGUUUGACUGUUAAUAAACAGUAGUAGAGGAAAUGACUUAGUUAAGAUGAUCAUCUUUUGUUUUCUUAAGCUGAAAUAUGCACAAACUUUUCCAUACAGAUAAAACUGCAGUUAGGUUAUAGUUACCAAUUUCAGAAUGAUCCAGCCAUUUUUGGUGCCUCUGAAUGUGUCCAAGGCCAUAUAUGACUCUUUUUAUGCUAAGGUUACUUUUACAUGCAGACAAGCAAUUUGAGAGCUACUACUACCAC
This is a messenger RNA of Protobothrops mucrosquamatus (brown spotted pit viper), 2123 nucleotides long. RefSeq names its product 3-oxoacid CoA-transferase 1 (gene OXCT1). The transcript has 17 exons. Gene Ontology annotation, cellular component: mitochondrion. Bases 73 to 1662 code for a protein of 529 amino acids. Gene Ontology annotation, biological process: ketone body catabolic process. NCBI's taxonomy places the organism in Eukaryota, Metazoa, Chordata, Lepidosauria, Squamata, Viperidae. The record is from RefSeq and is a predicted model, not a curated record. Gene Ontology annotation, molecular function: succinyl-CoA:3-oxo-acid CoA-transferase activity.